Messenger RNA from Pezoporus occidentalis (night parrot), 2238 nucleotides. It is a transcript of the gene SLC35D2, whose product is annotated as solute carrier family 35 member D2. Gene Ontology annotation, cellular component: Golgi apparatus. The record is from RefSeq and is a predicted model, not a curated record. NCBI's taxonomy places the organism in Eukaryota, Metazoa, Chordata, Aves, Psittaciformes, Psittacidae. The transcript is spliced from 12 exons. Gene Ontology annotation, molecular function: UDP-N-acetylgalactosamine transmembrane transporter activity; UDP-glucuronate transmembrane transporter activity; UDP-N-acetylglucosamine transmembrane transporter activity. Bases 263 to 1087 code for a protein of 274 amino acids.
GCCGGACCACAGGCAGCGGCAGGGCUGGCGGCGGGGCCUGUUCCGGCUCGGCCGUCCCGUGGACUGGCAGCGGGACCGCUCACUGUUUGGCGAGGGCGAGCUCCCGAACCGGAGUAGAGCCGGGCCGCCCCGCACCUCCCGUCGGGGAGCUUUCCCAUUGCCGUUCACAUCACAUAGGGGUGUCAGGCCGGGGCAGUCACCUGGCCCACCGGCACAGGAGCUGUCAUGCUUCCCAUCACCAGUGUUUCUUGGCAUUGGACAGAUGGCAGCCACUAUACUUAUCUUGUAUGUGUCAAAAAUAAAUAAGAUUGUUCACUUCCCUGAUUUUGACAAAAGUAUACCUCUAAAGUUGUUUCCUCUGCCUCUGAUUUAUGUUGGAAACCACAUAAGUGGAUUAUCAAGUACCAGCAAACUCAGUUUGCCGAUGUUUACUGUGCUCAGGAAGUUUACCAUUCCACUUACUUUACUGCUGGAAAUCAUCAUACUUGGGAAACGAUAUCCACUGAGCAUUGUAGUCAGCGUAUUUGCCAUAAUUCUUGGAGCUUUCAUAGCAGCUGGGUCUGAUCUGUCUUUUAAUCUGGAGGGUUACACCUUUGUAUUGCUGAAUGAUAUCUUUACGGCAGCAAAUGGAGUUUACACAAAGCAGAAAAUUGAUCCAAAGGAGCUGGGGAAAUAUGGUGUCCUUUUCUAUAAUGCUUGUUUCAUGGUGAUUCCAACAGUUAUUAUUAGCUUUUCUACUGGAGACUUUCAGCAGGCAACACAUUUCCAGCACUGGACAAAUUUUUUGUUUGUCUUUCAAUUUAUUCUUUCCUGCUUUUUGGGGUUUCUCUUGAUGUAUUCUACUGUCCUAUGCAGUCAUUACAAUUCUGCGCUCACGACGACAGUAGUUGGUGCCAUCAAGAAUAUAUCCAUUGCUUACAUUGGAAUGUUGAUUGGUGGCGAUUACAUAUUCUCCAUGUUAAACUUCAUAGGGCUAAAUAUUUGUAUGGCAGGAGGACUGAGAUACUCAUUUUUAACUUUAAGAGGAAACAGCAAGCCUACGCAACCUGGGGAUGAAGAGAAUGCACUUUCUGAAUCAAAUAGUUAGCCAAAAUGCCCACCUUGAAAGAGACUGAAGAUACCAGUUUGUUUACCAUUGCUGAGAACUUAAUAAGUAUAUGCUGGAAUAUAUUUAGAACAAGGAAAAAAAUCUACCUCAGUUGGCAGAGAUGUGCACACAAUUCAUUGGUUCAGAAAUACCUUGCACACCAUGUGUUGUACAUGUGGACAAGUUUAAUUUUAGCUUUUUUUUUUACAUCACAAGCUAAUUUAUAAGAAGGAAUGCCAUGAGAAAAUCUGAAGUUGUAAAUUUUUUCAUUUACCGUACUUCGAUACUAUUUGUACUCGGAAAGAUCUGUGAGAUCUGUCUCAGUGUCUGUCAUUACUCUCUGAGGCAAAGCUCCCUGUAAAGAUCAUGAGGCUUGAUUCACCAUUGCUUUACAACAUAAACAAUUUUGAUACCGGUGAAGAGGUGAAAGAUGCCAGUGAUUCAGAAUGAUUUCAUGUAUGCAUUUGCUCUUGUGUAAGUGAUGUAGAACGUAUGGGGUAAAGAGGAGAUGUGCUCUUAGGUUGUUUCCUGUGUGUCAGCUAAAGAAUUCAGGAUACUGCCUGGUGUGUUCAGUAUACAUUGUGUAGACAUUCUUUCUCAGUCCUUUCUUCAUCCUCAAUAACAUCAUGAUGUUCUCUGAAUUGGCACUGUUGUUACAAGUGAACCCUCAUAACUUUGCAGGAUCAAGGAGAGUAGGAAAUUGAGCAAGGAUUUUUUAAUGUUUAAAAAUAUUUUUGUGUGUUUGAGCCAGUAUCAAACAGGUGAUUAGGAGAGAUAACAAAGGUAAAUAUUUUUGUUUAGUGCUGGCCCAGGGGUUAAAAAAAAAAGGCCCAGAAUGUGGUAGUCAUCUGGGACAAUAAUGGCACUGCUCUGUAUCUUUAUUUCCUUCUCUGAAAAUACAAUUGAUAAUGCUUACCGGUGUCUCUGAGGAUAUAGCGUUAAUCUUUGAAAACAGAAUAGAAAUAUUGCAGCUUUAGAAGACAGCAGAGUAAUUAAUCUUGUUGAAGUUCUCAAUUCCCUGCAAGCAUAAGCCAAGAUUUUUUUAAAAUAAUCAAAUCAAAAGAAGAUUUUGGAAGACCUUGACAUGGAGUUAGGAUUGUCUAAUGACUUGUUUUAUCGGUGUUUGAAUUAAAAUAUAGCUAAAUCUGAAA